GACGUCACCGUCAGCUAAUGUCAAACACGGAUUAAAGAUGGCGCCCUCUCACGCACUAAGGUGCUGUAAACGGGCUCUGAAUUGGGUACCUGUCCUGUUUAUUAACCUGGUCGUCGGCUGGUCCUAUUACGCCUACGUUGUCGAGCUGUGUGUCUAUACAAUCCCAAAUAAUGCUGAACGAAUCAGCUACUUGGUUAUCUUUCACAUUUUCCUCGCCAUGUUCAUAUGGGCUUACUGGAAAACUAUCUGGUCCAAACCAGCCAAUCCCUCAAAAGCAUUCAGUCUACCCAGGGCAGAGAAGGAGCUGUAUGAGAGAGAAGAGCGAGCUGAGGCCCAACAAGAGAUUCUGAAGAAAGUGGCGAGGAAUUUACCCGUGUACACACGCACAACUGGAGGAGCCAUCAGAUACUGCGACUUCUGUCAGGUAAUCAAGCCUGAUCGCUGCCAUCACUGUUCAACCUGUGAAAUGUGUGUGCUGAAAAUGGACCAUCACUGCCCCUG
Molecule: messenger RNA, 501 nt
Organism: Haplochromis burtoni (Burton's mouthbrooder)
Lineage: Eukaryota; Metazoa; Chordata; Actinopteri; Cichliformes; Cichlidae
Product: palmitoyltransferase ZDHHC20-A
Biological process (GO): peptidyl-L-cysteine S-palmitoylation; protein targeting to membrane; synaptic vesicle maturation
Cellular component (GO): Golgi apparatus; endoplasmic reticulum
Molecular function (GO): protein-cysteine S-palmitoyltransferase activity
Source: RefSeq, a predicted model, not a curated record